UCUUUUGGUGACGAAAAGUGCUUGUAGCUGGCCGUACGCCGUAAUUUAGUAGGUUUUUUUUUGGUACUAUGAUGAUUACAUGUGGUAGAAUAUAUUAAUUGUCGGUAAACGAAAAGUGCUAACAACACUUCAGAAAUGAGUUAGUUACAAAGGCGAUGGAUCCAGGGCAAUCGGAGUAUUAUGAGUUUCUUGAUCUGACUGAUAUAGAUGAAAGUGAACGUUGCCAGUUAAACAACACUCUUUUUCCGUCAGAGCAAAGUUCUCAUGAUUUAUCCGACUCUGGAGUUUGGAAUGAAGGUACAUUUGAAUCUGACUGGCUAUCCACAUUAAAUAGUGGAUCCUCUGUACCUCCAUCUGAGUCAGACUUUUCAAUGAACGGGGAUCAUCAAGCAGUUUCACCUCAGUUUGGAGUUGGAUCACAAUGUCCUCCACCAAACACAAUAUAUUCUGCUGCUCCUCCAUACAACAUGCAACCACCAGGAUCCUCUCCGUCACAUAUGUACCAUCUAAUGCAGCCAGCUCCUAUGAGUAAUGUGUAUGUUGGUAAUGUAACUGCCAAUGUGAAUGUUCAUGGUUAUUUGGGACAUUAUGUGCCCUUCAUACCUCAAGGGCAAGUUGAGCAAAUGCCUGAGGUCUCAUCUCAAAGACCCAUACAUAAUCGUGAGCAUAACCCUAGAGGAAGACGCAGUCGAGGUGGACACAACAAGCGUGAUUACCAGCAGCAAAGGUCACAACAAAUUCAGCAACAGCAUGUGCAACAAGACAUGGUGGAUGUACAGCAGCAGCAGCAACCAAAUCACUAUCAGUAUAUGCCCAUACCUUAUCAAUCUGCAUAUUAUCCAACUGGCCCUCAAAGCCAUUUAGCACAACAUGCUACUGGAUCACCAAUCUAUGUUGGUCAACAUGUGCCUAUGUAUGCCCCAAUGCCUCAUUUAUAUCAAUUUCAUCCCGGAAUGGUUUAUUCGCCUGUGAGUGUACCACCUGAGUAUCAGUUAAUGGAUCCCACUGGCAAAAUUGAAAGUUGUGAAUUAGAAAUGUAUCCCCAAGCUUCUGAAAUACAUCAGCAUAUGAUGGGCAUGAAUAUUCAAGGUGAGGAAAUGUAUAAUUGUUUACCAACCGAAGUUACUAAUCAAGUUUCUGAUUUUCAAAUAAAUCAGAAUGACGGUGCUGUACUAGAUGAUAGCAAUCAGAUUACACCUCUGGGAAUUGAUGGCUCAAAUACUGUUGCGGAAAAUUCAAAUAGAAUUCGAGAAGAAAUUUCUCAGGUUGACGUUUUAGUAAAUAGUACUGAGAAUAAAGCAUCUAUUUCUGUUGAAUAUCCACCUUCUAUUGUUGAGACUUCAUCCAUAAUUGUGGAAAAUAGUAAAGAGGUUAGCCUAAAGCAAUCUGUUCCAAUUACAAAUGCAGCCACUAUUACUCCUAUUGUAGAACCAAUAGAAUAUGCAUCUGUUGCGGAUGCUGCUGAAGGUGGCGUUGUGAGUGCUGAUGAAAAUAGUAUGCCAAAUCAUGCAGGUGUUGCUGACACUAAUAUGAUGGCUGCUACAGUUGCUAGUGUUGCAGGUGCUGGAGAUGCUACUGUUAUGGAUGCUUCAGAUGCUAUUGUUGCAGGUGCUGCAGAUGUUUCAGCAAUUAAUACACCUAUCAAGGACUGUGUCUCAAAUAGAUCUACUCUAUCAUCACAACAUGCUUCACAUCCAAAAUCAAAGGGACUUUUUGUAAAUAAUAAAGACAUAGUAAAAACAGGAGUUGGUCGAAAAUCAACAAAACCUUCACAAAACAAAAGCUCACAACAAGCACUUACAAAAGAGAAUACCAUGACUGUUCCUGCUCUACAACCUCAGGAAGUUCAGAAACUCCAAUCAAGCAAGAUAAAUGACAAUAGACCAAAAUCUCAAACUCCUCCUAAUUCAGUGUGGGUUAAUAAUAAAUUGUAUACACCACCAACAAAUGAGAUUACUGAAAGUAUAAUACCUGGGGUACAAUUAGAAAUUAACUCUGAAUUAAAGAAUAAACCAAUAAAUGUGAAAUCAAAUACAACUAAACCGAUCAAUAAAGAGAAUAAAGGCAGUGAAGUUAAUAAAAGCUUAGAACCAGCAUUUGAACAAUUGCAAGCUGAAACAAGUGUUGCUGCUUCACAGAGUAAAUCUUGGGCUAGUUUAUUUAACAAAUCUGAUAUUUUAUCAGAUUCCAUUUCAGCUUCCAUCUCUAUAAAUCCAGGAGAUUUAUCUUCAAAAAAUUCAGUUAUCAAACCAAUGGCUGUAGUGCAACCAUUAGAAAAUAGCAUGACUGCAGGAGCUCAAAAUCAAAUUAUCCAAAAAAGCAAUAAAUCACAAGUUACUAUACAUACUACUAGUGACAAUACUUCAACAUUUUUAAAUGAUCCUAAUUCAUACAGAGCUGGAGAAUUUCUUUCAAAGUACAAUCUGGAUAAUAGAACUGUUAGCUUACAACCUAGAGGAUUAACAAAUCGGUCCAACUACUGUUAUAUAAAUUCUACUUUGCAAGCUCUUUUGGCUUGUCCUCCAUUAUAUAAUUUGCUAAAGGCAUUACCCCAUCAAAUCUCCAAGAAAAGUAAAAGCUCAACCCCUGUGCUAGAUGCUAUGACUCAAUUAGCUUAUGAGUUUAUGCCUUUGCCUCCUGGUGCUCGAGUUGGUCGUCGUGAAAAAGGUCACCAGCGUAAAGAUGAAUUACCAGAUGUGUCCACAGGUCCACCAUUUGAACCAUUGGUUAUUCACAGAAUGCUUAGUGGUUUCCAUCCAAAUACUUUCCAGGUUGAAGGAAGACAAGAGGAUGCAGAAGAGUUUUUAAGUUGCCUUCUUAAUGGAUUAAAUGAUGAAAUGGUGGAGCUCAUAAAACUAGUAGAACCUGAAGAAAAAGCUCAACUGUCCAAUGGUGAUAUGGUGAAUGGGCAUAGACAGUGUGAUGAUGAUGAUAAUGAUGAUGAUGAUGAAUGGAAGGUAAUGGGUCCAAAAAAUAAAGGUUCUAUAACUAGGCGAUCAUAUUUUGGCCGUUCACCAAUUAGUGAUAUAUUUCGAGGUCAAUUAAGAUCACGAGUUCAAAGGGCUGGCGAUUUGACGACUGAUAGUGUGCAGCCUUUUUUCACACUUCAAUUAGAUAUAGAGAAAGCGGCAUCUGUCUCACAAGCAUUGGAAUUAUUAGUUGGACGUGAUCAAUUGGAAGGUGUUACUUGUUCUAAAACAAACCAAGAGGUUGAGGCUUGGCAACAAGUCUCUUUAGAAGAACUGCCAGUUGUACUAAUUUUACAUCUAAAGUGGUUUGAUUACAAGUUAGAUGGUUGUACAAAAAUAGUAAAAAAUGUUGAUUUUCCAAUUGACCUUAAAAUAGAUCCCAAGCUAAUGUCAACUAAAACGAAGUAUGCGGUAAAACAGCGUCAAUACAAAUUAUUUGCAGUUGUUUACCAUGAUGGAAAAGAAGCUUCAAAGGGGCAUUACAUUACCGAUGUGUUCCAUGUUGGCUUUAAUGGCUGGAUACGAUACGAUGACAGUGUUGUUAAGGCAGUCACUGAGAAUAUGGUGUUGCAUCCCAGACAACCACGGGUUCCUUAUUUACUUUAUUAUAGAAGGUGCGAUACUAUUGGACCCUCUAACAAUGUUAACCAACGUACUCAUUGAUAUGUCUGACAUAUCGGAGCUGAAAAUGCUCUCAUAUUGUGCCUAUAUUUGUUUUUCAAUUUUUUCUAUACAAUCAAGUUGCUUUUUGUAGUUGUUCCUACAGUUUUGUAAUAGUAAACAAAUCAUUUUUUUGAUUUCACUUUUUACGAUUUCUUUAAGUUAAAACUUGCAACUUUCC
Messenger RNA from Ctenocephalides felis (cat flea), 3810 nucleotides. RefSeq lists its product as uncharacterized. The record is from RefSeq and is a predicted model, not a curated record. The transcript is spliced from 8 exons. Gene Ontology annotation, biological process: regulation of autophagy; protein deubiquitination; DNA damage response, signal transduction by p53 class mediator. Lineage: Eukaryota; Metazoa; Arthropoda; Insecta; Siphonaptera; Pulicidae. Gene Ontology annotation, molecular function: cysteine-type deubiquitinase activity; cysteine-type endopeptidase activity. Bases 156 to 3632 code for a protein of 1158 amino acids. Gene Ontology annotation, cellular component: cytosol; nucleus.